This is a messenger RNA of Mercurialis annua (annual mercury), 1245 nucleotides long. RefSeq lists its product as uncharacterized. The record is from RefSeq and is a predicted model, not a curated record. The transcript has 7 exons. Bases 66 to 941 code for a protein of 291 amino acids. Gene Ontology annotation, biological process: DNA-templated transcription termination; regulation of DNA-templated transcription. Lineage: Eukaryota; Viridiplantae; Streptophyta; Magnoliopsida; Malpighiales; Euphorbiaceae. Gene Ontology annotation, cellular component: chloroplast. Gene Ontology annotation, molecular function: RNA binding.
GAAUCAUAAUCUUCUUAUCCACACCGCUCUACUCUGUUGAAGUAAAAAAAAAAAUAGAAAUAUUGAUGGAGGGAAGCUCCAUUUUGAGGUAUUCACAGUCAAAUAAUGUUUACAACAUCACUGCUACUACUACACCUUCACAUUCAUCUUCCUCUUCUUCCCUUUUCAAAUGGCAACCCACCAAUUUGAAACUCAACUACCACAAAACCAAAAUGUUGGCGGCACUCUCUUCGCUUCCUCCUCCCCGCGCCAAUUCCGCAUCUGUGGUUGAAAAAUGUGUUGAAUUUAUGCCUAAGAUUGAUAAGAGUGGCAGGUUCUGCAGCCCCAGAGCCGCCCGUGAGCUCGCUCUAAUGACGAUAUAUGCAGCAUGUUUGGAAGGGUCAGAUCCAAUUCGACUCUUUGAGAAACGGCUGAAUGCAAGGAGAGAAGCUGGUUAUGAAUUUGACAAGACGUCGUUGUUGGAAUAUAAUCACAUGAGCUUUGGAGGACCUCCUGUUACAACAGAAACUGUUGAAGAAGCUGAUGAGCUUCUACGCAGUGAUGAAAAAGAGUCUGCAGUUGAAGCAGAAGUCCUCUCAGCGCCUCCUAAGUUGGUCUACAGCAAAUUACUUUUGCGUUUCACUAAGAAGCUUCUAGUAGCAGUUGUGGAUAAGUGGGACAGCCAUGUCCUUGUUAUAGACAAAGUUGCGCCGCCUAAUUGGAAGAAUGAGCCAGCUGGUAGAAUUUUGGAAUUCUGUGUCCUCCAUUUGGCAAUGUCUGAGAUCUCAGUUGUUGGAACGCGGCACCAGAUUGUCAUUAAUGAGGCCGUCGAUCUUGCUAAACGCUUUUGUGAUGGUGCUGCACCUCGCGUAAUCAAUGGGUGUCUUAGGACUUUUGUGAAGGAUAUAUCAGGAAGUAGUGUGAGUCAGGAUUCCAACGCUAAUGAAAAGGUACAAGCGUAAAGUCUGAAACUCUUCUAAAAACUAUGGAGCAUUUGCAACGAAACGUGAAUUCGGGUAUCUCAUUUCAUCCUCGAGAGAAUGUCUCACUUUUCAAGAAUGAAGUGUAGAAAAAUCAAUAGCAGGUGGAGCUGUGAUGAUAAGUGAACAACAGAGGAGAAGAUAUGUAUAUGUUGUUGUAUUGUGGAAGUUAAAUUUAAAGCAGACAAACAACAUUAACAUUUUUGAUAUUCCCUUUGCUGCUAUUGAGUUUUUGUUUUAGACAGGCAUAUGAUGAGAUUAUGUUAAUCUUAAUUUUUUGUCCUAA